AACCAGAACCAAUCAGCUUCAAGCAUGGGUGGGACAACCAGAGAUAACGGACCCAAAAAUCCCUCCAUCCGCUGCAAUGAACGGACACGUCUGUUGAUAUUUAUGUGAAUUAUUAUCAGAAACGUUAUGAGUUUCGGUGUAUGCCACACAGGGAGACGACAAUGCCGGCUACAGAUGUAGAAUUGUACUGAAUCACUGAGAUGUCUCUGGCUCAGAGGGUUUUGCUGACCUGGGUCUUUACCCUGGUCUUCCUCAUCAUGCUGGUCCUGAAACUGGACGGGAAGGUGCAGUGGAACUGGUUUCUCAUCUUCCUCCCUGUCUGGGUAUUCGAUGGCAUCCUCAUUCUCAUGCUUGCCAUCAAGAUGGCAGGCCGUUGCAAGCCCGGGUACGACCCACGCAAUGGCUCCCCAGACCUGCGUCUGCGUGCCUGGUACCUGACUGCCAUGCUGCUCAAGCUGGGCUUCUGCCUGACGCUGUGCGCCAAGCUGGAGAAGCUGGCGGAUGUAAAGCUGACAUUUGUGUGCAUACCACUGUGGACCAUGUUACUGGGGGCUCUGGUGGAGCUGGGGCUGAACAUCUUUCCUGAAAGGAGAGAGGCUUAAGAGGGAUGAAUCAUUGCACCAACAAAAACUGUCAGAAAAAUAAUGUUGACAAUAGAUUUUUGGUUAUAUGACCAAGACAUUGUGAAAAUGAAGCUUUUGUUUCGGCCUGAUUAUGUUUCCAGAGAGGACUGAAGCUCUAGAGGGAGUCAAAUGAUAAUUUCAAAUAUUAGUAUUCAUCUUAAAAAUAAAAAUCAUAGGGUGUUCAGACCUCGGUAGAGUAUGCUAUGAGGGCUUCAGCGUGGCAGGGACUCUGCUGUUUGUCCAAUCAUUUAAAGCGUUCAGAACAGCUAUAAAUAAAAAAAGAUGGCUUUUUCUCGCAAUGAAAAAAAAUGCCAAAAGGGGAUCAAUUGUAAAUGUACGAGACUACUGUGAAGCCAACACUGGAACCAACAAUAACAUCCUCGGAUGUUUGCUUUUGUUUUGAACUCAAGAUGUUCAGUAUUGUUUUCUAGUGUUUAUUUUUAUUGAUUAUAAGCUAGUACACCUGCUCUUAUAAAGAAUGACACACAGGGAGGAAGUUAUUUUUUAUUUUAGCCUCUGUGUCCUUUAUCUAAAGGGGUAGUUUGGAAUUUUUAAAAGCGGGGUUGUAUGGGAAUAGUCAGUGUAUUACCUACAGUAAAUAGAAAAAAUCAGGUAAAGAAUGCUAUAUUUAGAAUGUUUUCACUAUUUUAUCUUGCCACCAGACUCCAUUGACAAAAAGAGUAAUUUUACCUCACAGAACACAGCAGUUGCUGGUCUACUUCUGCCCUGAUUUUUAAAAAAAUUGUUUGUCAUUGUUUGACCUUGGUGUUUUAAAGGGUUACUUCCGAUUCUCACAAUAGUAAAAGCAAACUAACAGAUUGAAGCAGCAAUAGACCAGCAACUAACGUGUUCUGCAAGGUAAAUUUAUAGUUUCACACUGACUAUGUUUAAGUACCUCAUACAACUUUAUUUUAAAAAAUCCACACUGUCCCUUUAAGCUGCAUUAACAUUAACUAUCACUCUUAGUACCAAAUCAUGGAGUGUACAUUUUGCUACAUAUGCUUUAGAUAUUGUGUGGCUGUAUUUAUGACACAAGAAAGGCUUUUUCUUUUCAUUCCUGAGCUGUGGAGAACAGUUGGCCAAAUAUUAUUUCACAAGUUAUAAAUUAACAUUCGACGUGUUCGCGACAGCAGCUCGGUUUGGCUGCAAGCACAUAAGGAAAUUGGAUAAUUUAAGAAAUUGUUCAGGAUAUAAAAACAUCCUGGAACAGCUUGUGAUUUUCCACAGGCUACCCUCUCUGCUCUGAACAAGGCCUCUUUUGUACCAUGUAAAUAAUCAUGUGGCCAAUGAAAAGCAGUAAGCUGUUAUUCCUGUUGGUACGAGGUCGCUGAGGAAAACACCUUGAAGUGAAUCAUGAUAAGAUCAUGUUCCUACUGUGUAUUAAGUUGAAUUAUUAAGGUGUUAACAUGCAUCAGAAAACUUUCUACCAGCGGUUUUUAGGGUUGUAUUGUUCAUAUUUCGACUUGAUGGUACGGCUGACACAAUGCAUGAGUGACAUUUGUUUAGUGCCAUGUGUGUGAUUGUUUAUUUCGAGUACAUUCUUUGCAUUAUUUUGCACUAUGUGGAGAUGAAAAGGUGUUUUGAGAUGGAAAGUAUUUGAUAAUUAAUUCACGACUUGCAAAAAAAAUAAAUGGAUUCUGUACAUUAAA
Molecule: messenger RNA, 2272 nt
Organism: Centropristis striata (black sea bass)
Lineage: Eukaryota; Metazoa; Chordata; Actinopteri; Perciformes; Serranidae
Product: transmembrane protein 60-like
Exons: 3
Coding region: 201-602 (133 amino acids)
Source: RefSeq, a predicted model, not a curated record